Macrosteles quadrilineatus (aster leafhopper) is the source of this 1130-nucleotide messenger RNA. RefSeq names its product L-xylulose reductase-like. The transcript is spliced from 6 exons. NCBI's taxonomy places the organism in Eukaryota, Metazoa, Arthropoda, Insecta, Hemiptera, Cicadellidae. The record is from RefSeq and is a predicted model, not a curated record. Gene Ontology annotation, biological process: glucose metabolic process; xylulose metabolic process. Gene Ontology annotation, molecular function: L-xylulose reductase (NADPH) activity; carbonyl reductase (NADPH) activity. Bases 115 to 849 code for a protein of 244 amino acids.
UCAAAAGCAUUUUAUUUUAAAACUUCCAAAUAAUCAUGUACCCUACUGACUGAUAGCCUCAUCAAAUUCCUUAGUAAUAUUGGUGCAAAUUCAAUUAAAUUAUUUCGCGUUAAGAUGGAGAUUAAUUUUAAAAAUAAAAGAGUACUUGUAACGGGAGCAGGAAGAGGUAUAGGACGGGAACUAUGCAAAAGACUGGUUGUAUGUGGAGCUAAGGUAGUUGCAGUAUCCAAAUCAAAAGAGCCUCUGGAUUCUCUUGUAGAAGAAUGUCCAUCAAUUGAGGCUGUGCUGUUAGAUAUUGGCGCUGAUUGGCACAAAACAGCUGAAGUGAUUGAAAAACUAGGAACUUUCGACUGCCUUGUGAACAACGCUGCGGUGGCAAUAUGUUCUCCUUUCCUUGAAGUGAAACCAGAGGAAAUUGAUGAAAUGUUUAAAGUAAAUGUGAAAGCUGUGAUUAAUGUAACUCAAGCGGUAACAAAAGGCAUGGUCAAAGCUGGUAAAGCAGGCAGCAUUGUUAAUGUGUCUUCACAAGCUUCCAAGGCAGCCUUGAAGAAUCAUACGGUUUACUGUGGUACAAAGGGAGCUCUGGACGCCAUUUCUGGUGUGAUGGCACUAGAACUGGGGACUUACGGUAUCCGGGUCAAUUGUGUAAACCCUACCGUGGUGUUGACGGACAUGGGCCGUGAACACUGGACAGACAAAAAGGCUGAGGAAAUGCUUGAUAAGAUACCACUCCACAGGUUUGCAGAGGUGUCUGAGGUAGUAAAUACCAUAAUUUUCCUCCUGAGUGAUGUUGCUCCAAUGGUGAACGCUGUCACACUUCCUGUAGACGGAGGCUUCCUGGCUUGCUAACAAUACUUAUGUUCACAAAUACUCAUAUUGAACAAUCAAGUCUUCCACUACGUUCUAUUGAUCAUCAACUAUUAGUGAUUUUAAUGCUUUUCCAGCAUAUUUAGAUGGAUAAAGUGUUAAAUUUGGAUUAGUAAUCUCGGUAGAAAACCAUAGUGUGAUAAAAAGUAUUUUGGUGCCUGUUAACUUCAAAUAUAUUUUUGUCAUGUAUCAGUUACCAAAAUGUAAUUUUUCAUGAAUCUAUUUUUAUUAUAUUUUUUUAUUAAAGAACAUACUUGUCUUUU